Messenger RNA from Cornus florida, 2302 nucleotides. RefSeq lists its product as uncharacterized. Lineage: Eukaryota; Viridiplantae; Streptophyta; Magnoliopsida; Cornales; Cornaceae. Gene Ontology annotation, molecular function: mRNA binding. Gene Ontology annotation, cellular component: cytoplasm. The transcript is spliced from 6 exons. The coding region runs from base 138 to 2126 and encodes 662 amino acids. Gene Ontology annotation, biological process: regulation of gene expression. The record is from RefSeq and is a predicted model, not a curated record.
CGUUUGUCCAAGGUCUCUCCAUAAAAGCGCCUCAAUACUCAUUCUCCCGGGUACCUUCGUUUUCUGUCUAGGGUUUUCGAAAUCCUCUCUUUCUCUCUCUAGAUUUACAGAGAUUCGAAGCAGAAAAGCAGAGACCAAUGGCGGAUGAGGUACAGUACGCGUCUGGUCCGGACUCAGCCACCAACAAGAGGAAGUACGGUGACCAAACUCCGCCACCUCCAUCGUCCGGCACGCGGCGGGCCACCGGCUUCUCUGCUCCAAUCGCGUCUCAGUCACCAGAUUCGGGUCACGCGCCGUCGUCGUACAACAGCGUUCCCCCACCGGUCGAUGACUUCCAGAUCGCGAAGCAGCGUGCUCAGGAGAUAGCCGCUCGUCUCUUCAACAACGUCGAAGCUAAACGCCCUAGGGUUGAGAAUGGCGGUGGUGGUUUCGAUUCGAAUGACAAUUCAGGACAGAAGCAUAUGUUUUCGAAUAUGGCUCCUUCGUCUAUUCCCGUUUCAUAUGGUCAGCCAGGCACAAGCAAAAAGAUCGAUAUACCGAAUGGCAGGGUGGGUGUAAUUAUCGGAAAAGGUGGAGAGACCAUCAAGAAUCUUCAGCUUCAGUCCGGAGCUAGGAUUCAAGUCACUAGAGACAUGGAUGCAGACCCUAAUUCCCCAACCAGAAUGGUUGAGCUCAUGGGUACUCCGGAGCAAAUAGCCAAGGCUGAGCAGUUGAUAAAUGAAACUCUUGCGGAGGCUGAAACUGGGGGUUCUGGCACAGUUUCUCGAAGGUUAACUGGACACCAAGCUGGAGGUGAACAAUUUGUAAUGAAAAUUCCAAACAACAAGGUUGGUCUUGUAAUUGGUAAAGGGGGUGAGACCAUAAAAAACAUGCAAGCCAGCACAGGAGCUCGUAUUCAGGUGAUACCUUUGCAUCUGCCCCCAGGUGAUACAUCAACAGAAAGGAUAGUACAGAUAGAUGGUACCAGUGAACAGAUUGAAUCUGCAAAACAGUUGGUUAAUGAAGUAAUCAGUGAGAAUCGUCUUAGAAAUCCAUCAAUGACUGGAGGAUAUUCUCAGCAAGGUUACCAAGCACGGCCUCCAACAAGCUGGGCCCCUCCUGGUCCUCCAAUGCAGCAACCUGGUUAUGGCUAUGUUCAGCCUGGAGCAUACCCCAGCCCGUCACCUCAGUAUGGAACUUACGGUGCUUAUCCUCAACCAACUUCUGGUGGAUAUGCCGCUGGCUGGGACCAGACAACUGCUCCAACAAACCAGCAGACCUCUCAGGGAGGGGGUUAUGAUUACUACAGCCAGACACAAACUCAGCAACAGCAGGCUACUGGUGCUCCUGCCACCACUGAUAGUACUGGUUAUGGCUAUGGUCAGCAACCAGCUUCUGGCUAUAACCAGCAAGGGCAAGUUUAUUCGCAGGAUGGUUAUGGUGGGUACCAAACAACUGCUCCACAGCCUGCUUAUGGUCAGGCAGGGUAUGAUCAGCAGCAAGGUUACAAUUCUACGCCUGGUUAUGGUAAUGCGACCAAUCCAACACCAGAUGGGCACACACCUUCAUAUGGUGCUCCAGGGGAUACCAACCAAGCACCUGCUAGCCAACAAGGAUACAGUGCUGGUCAGCAGCCUAGCCCUAACCCUGCUACUUAUCCAUCUCAAGGAUCUGCUCAGCCAGGUUAUGGAGUACCCCCAACUUCCCAGGCCGGUUAUGGGACUCAACCAACUUCUGGAUAUGGCCCAAGUUAUGGAGCACCUCAGGCUCAAAAACCUCCAGCAAAUCCGUCAGCUUACGCGCAGCCCCAGCAAUCGCCAAGUGCCCAAGGAAGCUAUGUCCAGCCUGCUCCUGUGCAGCCUGGUUAUCCCCAUGCCCAGCCACCUGCUCAAUCUGGCUAUGCUCAACAAGAAUCUGGUGCCCAGCGAGCUCCACCCUCCAGUUAUGGUACUGCAACUGCUCAACCAGGGUAUGCCCCCCCAGCUUACGGUGCUCCGCCCGGGAGUCAACCAGGUUAUGGGCACUCCUAUGGUGGUGGUUAUUCCCAGCCUCCGGUGUAUUCUACCGAUGCCAACGCAAGUGGAAAUGCUCCAACUUCUCAGACUGUCCAGCCUAGUGGUGUUGCCAAGGCCUCGCCCCAAAGUUAAUGUAUGGUUAGUGAAGUCAAGAAAUUUAUGUGUUGGUGCUUAUCACUGUUUAUGUAUGCUUUUAAUCAGUUCUAUAUAGGUUUUUGACUCUUUAUGUGAUGCAUUAACUGAUACCUAGUCUUGGUGAUUGCUUAAUAAUUUUCAACUUCAUUAUGGAUUAUUAUUGUUUUUCUGUA